GAAGGAGUCCAGCUUGGACAUUCCUCGUCUCUGGAUAGUUUUGGUCUUCCCUAUCCAAAGGAACGUUUAAGGCGAAGGCUUUCUUGACAACAACACGUGCAAGUCUUUCGACAUAUCUUUGCUCUUAAUACCACAAACCACGGCCGACUUGUUGCGAUGCACAAUACAUUCAGCAACGCAUUGAGAUGCCCCCGUUCGAGAAGAGUGCGAGCUAGUAGCCGAGGUAGAAUGCUUCGCCCCUCUUAUCAUCGUGGACAACCUUUUUUCCCUUCUUUUAGAUUGUCUUCGCUGCGGCCGAGUGCUGGGGAUCGACUCGACUCGACGCUGGCGAAACGCACAUUCGAAACACACAUCGAACGAGCCUGCCUGACCUCAGUCGUACCGGUACCGGUAACGGUACCUGAGUCCACUGGUGUUAGCCUGAGUCACGGGAGUGUCCCGGGUCCCGGGUAUCCGUGAGAUGUUUUAAGAUCCAAGACUGUCUACAUCCAGGCAGCUGCACGGGCUUAAAGUACAUGUAGUAAAAAAGAUCCAAGAUACAGGAUGAGAAGGGGGAUCUGCAAGAUGUCAUCGUGAAGUCAUGCAAAUGAAGCCAACUUGCACCACAAAAAGGCUAGAAGCAAUUCAGAGUAAGAAAACUCUUGGUCUCUAUCAUGCGUCUGCACACUGUUGGAACCCUCGCAAUCCUUAUCCUCGCGGCCUUCGAGUCCGUGAGCAGCUUUCAGGUGGGCGUUGGUAGGACCCAUAAAUCACUUUCGGUCGAACACAGUUUUCAUGUUGUCACCCCUAAGGGACCCGAAGCCAUCGGAUCUACUACCUUGGCUGCUACCGCUGCGGAAACUCCAGCAGAGCCAUGGACAAAGCCUCGUCUACACAACAAUCCGCUAGUUAGGUCGGCCGUUCUAUUGGCCGCCUUGAUGUUAACGGGUAUCUCGUCACCCUUCGGCAAGCUUCCUGCUGCCGCUAUGGCGUCGGUGCAUGUCCUUUCUUUUGGCACUUGGUUUGGCACGGUGUUUUACACAACGUUCAUAGCAGGCCUCACCAUGUUCAAGGCACUCCCUAGACAAACCUUUGGAAAGUUACAAAGCAAGCUCUUCCCCAAAUACUUUGCGUUGAGCUCCCUGACUAUUGUGCUACAGUUGAUCACAGCUAGCCGUCUCCCAGGCAUUGCAGCAGCCUCUUCACGUGCUCUUGGGGUAUCCCUUGUCAUGACCCUAUUGAACCAAUUCAUCCUGGAACCCAAAAGUACCAAAGUCAUGUUUGAUCGCUAUGAGUUCGAAAACUCGGAUGACCCAGCAGCGCUCGAAACCGACGAAUACAAGAAACUACGAGCUGGCUUCGGAAAGUUGCAUGGGAUGUCGUCUCUGACAAAUUUGAUUGCAUUCGUUGGUGCAGUUGUUCAUGGAGUCUUGCUUUCGUCUGCAUUGGUAGCUCCUUAGUUUGUACGCCACCAGCGCUACAACCAGCCAGCCCUUUUCGCCUACAAGGCCACGAAUAGAUUGAAAGCUAUUGCUGUUUUAUUGAAUUUAGAGUCAUUCUACUACCAGGUAGCUAGUAACGAAAGCCGCUUAAAAAUAUCUAUUGAGUGGCGUUCAUUCAUCCUCAGUAGGCUUGCCAGUGAAGC
Molecule: messenger RNA, 1624 nt
Organism: Seminavis robusta
Lineage: Eukaryota; Bacillariophyta; Bacillariophyceae; Naviculales; Naviculaceae
Source: the annotation of a GenBank genome assembly